GCUUCGCUUACAAAUGUCACUGACAGCCUUUUUUUAAGUGUCCUGUUGCAACUUUUUUAUAUCUUUGUGUUUUCUUUGUUUCAGCGACUUUCUCUUCCUAUUAUUUGUAGAGUUUUACUGAACAGGUCAAGGUUAGAAAACAAUCUCCCAUUAUCAACUUCAACUGACGAGCAACGGGAAGGGGUUGAGAAUGAAACUAUUUCUGGCAGCAGUAAUGAGUGCUGCAGUGAUGUGCGGUGGCUGUAGCGGAAAUAGCCUAGGGCACUUGCCAAAGAGAGAAUCAGUCUGGAACACACUCGAGGAGGGCGAGGAGGAUGCUGCGGCAGCAAACAGCUCCAGCAACGCAACUUCUGAAUUCAGGGAGAUUAAUUUCAUCCUCUUCUCUUCGGACGGCAACAGCUCGAUUGGUGUUGAUAACGCACCCGCCCUCCUCGAUGACGCCACGUUCAACAGAUCACUCCGAACUGUUUUCUUCAUACACGGCUACAUGGAUAGCAAAGACAGUGACAGCUCCAAAACUGUGUCUUCAGCCUUCCUACGUCAAGGAUCUUUCAACGUUAUCGUCGUCGAUUGGAGCGCAUACUCUGGCUUUCCGUACCUCUCGGCGCUCAGCAACCUGCCUGGUGCCAGUCGUGCUGUAGCGGACGCACUCAACCGCAUGGUGCAAACUGGGCUUCCGGCAGAGAGUAUCUGGCUAACCGGUCAUUCCCUUGGCGCACAACUGAUUGGGGUAGCAUCUGAUACCAUCACCUUCCAAAUCCAUCAAAUAACAGGCAUGGACCCUGCCGGGCCUGGAUUCGAGACCCCUGGCGUUGCCAGACUGACGCGGGACGCAGCUGAGCUGGUGGAGAUCGUACACACCGACGCUGGCGUUUUUGGCUUCAACGCGCCAUGCGGCGACGUUGACAUCUGGCCUAACGGUGGCACAGCUGUGCAGCCCGGCUGCUUCCUCGAGCUCGAGAUCGGCUGCAGCCACCUUCGCUCUUGGAUGUACUUCGCCGAGGCUGUCAAUCAUGCGGAUGCCUUUCCCGCCGUACGUUGUGCGUCGUGGGACGACUUUCGCCGCGGAGCGUGCCCUGCCAAUGGCGGUGAUGUGGUGUACAUGGCGCACAGUCAUCCCGGACAGAACCAGACGGGAAACUUUUAUCUCACCACCAACAGGGCCUCUCCAUUCGGAAAGGGUCAACAGGGAGUCACGAUCAAUGCGUAGAGGCACCCGUUCUUGGUUUGAGUGGGGUGAAAACCUCGGACCGACACAGUAGAUAUGCAACAGUACUUAUUAAAGAUAUCCAAAAAUGA
This is a messenger RNA of Frankliniella occidentalis (western flower thrips), 1299 nucleotides long. Its product is annotated as pancreatic triacylglycerol lipase-like. Gene Ontology annotation, molecular function: lipase activity. The record is from RefSeq and is a predicted model, not a curated record. NCBI's taxonomy places the organism in Eukaryota, Metazoa, Arthropoda, Insecta, Thysanoptera, Thripidae. The transcript is spliced from 9 exons. Bases 191 to 1210 code for a protein of 339 amino acids.